GAGCCCCGCCCCCAGGGAAGAGGCUGCAGCGACCCCGAUACCUGCCCGGGGCUUGGGGCAGGGGGGCGCCAGCCAGCGGCCCCUGGUGCAUUGAGCACGGGGGAGGGAGGGUUGCCAGCAGAUUCCUUCCCCCAGCUGAGCAAGCAGGGAAGGGACCCCCCCCCCCGCGUGUCUCCCCCCCCAGCAGCCGGUGACCCCCCCGGGAUGGUCACACCUGGACGCGCUCACUCCUCCCCGGCCCGGCGACCGGGAGACAGCACCCUAGGCUUUGCCAUGCCAGAUCAGACCACUGGCGCAUCAGGACUGGUGUAGAGAAGCCAUAUGAGAUGUCCCCAGUGAUUCCAGCAGCAUUCCUUUCCCCGAGCGACCUCCCCUUGAUCGCACCUUGAGAUGCCCUCCCUGAGCCCCCGUGGCCAACGGAACACUGGACCAUGAAGUCCCCCAGUGCUGUGAUCUGCAGGGAGAAGCCGGCUCUGAGCGUUUACCCUUAUGGCUCUGAACGGGAUGGCUGGGAAGAGGCCAGGGAUGAUGAGGACGUGAACUCAGCCCAGAGCAACUGCACCAUAAGCCACCUGGAGCAAGCUGGUUGGUACUGGGGUCCCCUCACCGCAGCAGAGGCCAGGCGCAUUCUCUGCCCUGCCCUGGAAGGCUCCUUCUUGGUGCGCAACAGUUCCAGCCCAGACAACCUGCUCACCCUGUCGGUCAAAACCUCUGUCGGGCCCACCCACAUCCGGAUCUGCUACAGUGCUGGCCGUUUCGGCUUGGACUCGUCCGUCCUGGCCAAGCCCAAGCUCCAGAGCUUCAAAGACGCCAUGGCCUUGGUCCAGUUCUACUCCCUGGCCUCGCUGAAGCAAGCAGAGCGGCUGGGGCCAUCGGAGCAGGAGAUCACGUCCCUGUCCAAGGAUCCGGCCAUCCACCUGAAACUGAUCAAGCCCCUGUAUGUUUCUGUGCCGGCCUUGCAGCACCUGUGCAGGCUCACUAUCAACAGGAGCACCCGGCAGGUCACGGCCCUGCCCUUGCCUGGGAGGCUCAAGGAUUACCUGCUGAAGUACCCAUACGUGCUCUGAGAGACCCCGCACCUCUCCAUCCAACCCUGGCAAAACAUGGUGCUCUCCCCGCAACCCACUCCGCUCUGGUGCCAGCACGGAUGGACUCCGAAGGGCCCCUGGUGUUGCUUAGCUGGAGUGCGGCAGAACGUGGCUUCGGGGUCAGGUACAAGUGUGAGGGGCUGAGCGAAAGGCAGGGUCUCCGGAGCUGGGAUCGAAGCAGGCCGGGGGCAGAAAGCGUGGUUUUUUUCAGUCUUUCUCUGGCUCUGGUGUCCCUAGCUAGGGCCGGUAAUAAAAAUUCAUUGUACUAUU
Caretta caretta (loggerhead turtle) is the source of this 1358-nucleotide messenger RNA. RefSeq names its product suppressor of cytokine signaling 2. Gene Ontology annotation, cellular component: phosphatidylinositol 3-kinase complex. Gene Ontology annotation, molecular function: 1-phosphatidylinositol-3-kinase regulator activity. Gene Ontology annotation, biological process: phosphatidylinositol phosphate biosynthetic process; intracellular signal transduction. The record is from RefSeq and is a predicted model, not a curated record. Lineage: Eukaryota; Metazoa; Chordata; Testudines; Cheloniidae.